AACUUGGUGUUCAUUGGUAGCUUUACAAUAUAUUCUAAUGUAAAAGUAGGCAGGGACGCGGGAAGUGGGGGUGCUUAGGGUGCUGCAGCACCCCCCUGGCGGUCCCUGGCUGUAACUGCAAGUGAGAACGUUUUCUGAACGAAUCAAUACUUUUUUUUUUUUGAGUAGAAUUUUAUCAUACAACAUGAUUAUUCAUGGAAUUAUUGACAUCCACCCUUUUUGUUAUAUUUAUCAUAUUAGCAAUUCAUUAUAUUUAGGACAUUGUCUGUGUAGGCUGACGUAGUGACGCACAACGCAGAACAGUGCUGUGUGCGCGAAGGGAAAAUUCGAAAAGUCAAGCUUGUUACAAGUGCAAUGUGUCGCAGAAAAUAAGUAUUUUCAGAUUUUUUUGGCACCAAGAGGGCAAAACUUUGCGAUCAAAACACCAGCCGGACAUCCAAUUCCCUGCAUUCCGUAUGUGACCUGUCCAUAGCUCAAUAUGGUACUAUGCUGAUUUUACAUAAGCAUGUUGGUGUUCAACAUCUGUUGUAGUGCAAAACAUUCUAAAACUGCUGUAAAAUGUUGCUGGCCAUAUUAAUAGACACGUUGAAUGUUAUCGUUUUGAUUUUGGAAUCCUGAACGAAAACUGGUUGGCAAAAAAAGAGGGACGGUUCACUUGACGGAGAACUCGUCACCUUCCUCAUAUCAGACAACUCGACUUGCCGAGGCCUUUCGCCCGAGGCCCGUAUCAGUCACAGACAGACAACCCCCCGCUGACGGGCACCCCCUGGUUUUUAGCGGCCCCAGAGCCCAACGGCAAGCAUUGGAAAUGGCGAACAUGACAGCAACGGCCUCCGAGGGGAUAGAGCUGACCUGUGGCAUGUCCGGGACGCACAGCUUCAUCUUCACCCUGGUGCCCGUGGUGUACGGCUUCAACUUCGUCAUCGGCGUGGUGGGCAACAGCAUGGUGGUGGCGGUCAUAUACCGCUACAUGAAGCUCAAGGCGGUGGCCAACAUCUUCGUGCUCAACCUGGCCAUCUCCGACCUCACCUUCCUCAUCACCCUGCCCAUGUGGGCCACCAUCACGGCCACCGGCUACUACUGGCCCUUUGGCAGCUUCCUGUGCAAGGCCUGCGCCGGGCUGAUCAUCUUCAACCUCUACACCAGCAUCUUCUUCCUCACCGCCCUGAGCAUCGACCGCUAUCUGGCCAUCGUGCACCCAAUGCGCUCGCGGCGCUACCGCACGGUGGGCUAUGCGCGCAUCAGCUGCGUGCUGGUGUGGAUCUUCGCCUUUGUGCUCAGCGUGCCAACCGCGCUGACACGGGACGUGCACUCCAUUGUCAACGGGACCACGGUGUGCGGCAUCCUGCACUCAAAGGACGCCCCGAGGCCCGACAACCUGCUGCUGGCCAUCAGCCUGAUGAAGAGCCUGCUGGGCUUCUUAGUGCCCUUCCUCAUCAUCAUCACCUGCUACUGCCUGAUCGGACGGGCGCUGAUGAGGUCCCGGCACAUCCAGAAGAGUGUGCGUUCCCGUGACGACGAGGUGCUGCGCAUGCUGGCCGCCGCCGUCCUGGCCUUCUUCCUGUGCUGGGCGCCGCACCAGGUGGUCCACUUCCUGCAGGUGCUGAACCAGAUGAAGGUGCUGAAGGAUUGCUCCAUCUUGGAGAUCAUCGACACGGCCAUGCCCUUCACCAUCUGCAUCGCCUACUUCAACAGCUGCGUCAACCCCAUCGUGUACGGCUUUGUGGGGGCCAACUUCCGCAAGAACCUGCUGCGGUUGCUGUGCUGCGCACAGCGCGGGAUCCCCCUCCCCCAUCCCAGCAUCAGCUCCAAGAUGAGCGCGCUGUCCUACCGCGCCAGCGAGGCCCUGAGCCUGACCACCAAGAGCAAGACCUCGUCCGCCGACAGCAAGUGAGGACGGGACUGGAGCGAGGACGGACUGAGCCGCCCUGCACUGGCGGAAUGCGAUGCUUGUAAGGAAACCCCCCAACUGUAUUACUAAAGCACUGAAACUCCAGGAGAAGACAAGCCCACAGAUGUUGCAUGUUGUGUUCCUGUAUAUUCUAUAUGACGUAAUUCCAGGAUACCUAAUUAACCGUACACAGCACUAGGGUGCGGUCACAAUCCUUAUUUAUAAAAAGUGAAACGUAAUAAAUAUGUCUGCCAGACUUACCCUUGCUAGUAUAUUGGUCCUGUCUUACUCAUAUAUACAGCUAACGAGCCAUCAUACCAGUGAGAAAUUAACUUAAUUGUCCAGUAGUUCAAAAUGAGCACUAGAAAUAUAUAUAGCAUGGUUCAUUGUAUACUGCAAGUUUUCACCGUGUCAACCUAGCCAGAGUGAUGAUGCAUUGACGUUAUUCCCAAUGCUGUGUUCUUUGUGUCUUUAAUGGUCAAAUGCAUGCAAGUAUGGACGUGGAAGACCACAGGCUCACUGUUGCUUUGUGCUCCAACAAAUUGGAAGCCCAAUACAAUCGGAUGAAAAUGAUACACAGUAUGUUGUUAUGACGAGGGGAUAUGUUUAUGUGCUUUAUUUUUAUGUUCAAUAUGCUGUGCUCCCGGUGGCAGUGUUGAGGUGUAGGUGUACGUUGCAUACUGAAAUUUGACUUGCGGUGUUAAGGAAGUUCUGGAGAAAUAGAACGUAUCGCACAAGCACUCCAGGCAGGGUGUUUUGCUGUCCAUAUCUGUGGUGAUUGCAUCUUUGUUGUAUUUAAACAUGUUCAAUGUUGAUGCUAUAGUGUUGAUACAUUUUUUUGUACUUUUUUGUGUGAUUGUACAGUUUGUGAAUAUAUGAAAACAUAAAUAAAAGGUAAAUACAUGUACAAGGCUUGGUGGUGAGGCGCUGGCUACAUCAACAAUAAAUUAUGUUGAUUCUCUCGAGUGGGCAUUCAAAAAUAGGUGACCUUGGUUCACACAAGGAAAAUAUUAGUUAAUCAUUAAGUGAGCAUCUCAUUGGUGCAGCCAAUUCCUCUGAAGAACACAUGC
Messenger RNA from Gadus chalcogrammus (walleye pollock), 2961 nucleotides. RefSeq names its product type-1 angiotensin II receptor-like. The record is from RefSeq and is a predicted model, not a curated record. Gene Ontology annotation, molecular function: angiotensin type II receptor activity. Gene Ontology annotation, biological process: immune response; G protein-coupled receptor signaling pathway; regulation of vasoconstriction. The coding region runs from base 809 to 1894 and encodes 361 amino acids. The transcript has 2 exons. NCBI's taxonomy places the organism in Eukaryota, Metazoa, Chordata, Actinopteri, Gadiformes, Gadidae. Gene Ontology annotation, cellular component: membrane.